This is a messenger RNA of Colletotrichum spaethianum, 183 nucleotides long. RefSeq lists its product as uncharacterized. The coding region runs from base 1 to 183 and encodes 60 amino acids. The record is from RefSeq and is a predicted model, not a curated record. Lineage: Eukaryota; Fungi; Ascomycota; Sordariomycetes; Glomerellales; Glomerellaceae. The transcript has a single exon.
AUGUGGGUCUCCACCGGCGCCAGAACCGCACCACGGAGCAAAGAAACCUGCCGAAACGGUCCCGCCUCGGCUGCCGUUGGUCAGCACCAGCCUGAUGCCAUUCCUGCCGAGAUCACGAAACACCGCACCACGCAAGUCGGCGUCGACUACUCCCAGCGAGACGGCGUUGUCGCCCGUCUGUAG